GGCAUCGGGUGUCGCGCGGCGUCCCACACUCGGGACGCGCCGCCGCCAGAAGACCGGUCGUACGGACGAGAGCGUGGCGGACAACGAGUCGUCGGGGUCGAACAAGUCACCUUUGCCAGCUGUCGAGACUCCAGUCCGCAGAAGCCGUCGUAGUGGCAGCAGUCGAUGGGUCAUGCAGUCCCUGGCGGAGGAGAUCCAGAGUUUUUCGCGGGCGCGCCUGAGGCGUCGGUGCACUCGCGUGACAUCGCUGAGCGGUCGCCGCGUCGUCGAGACCUGGAAAGGUCCCGCGGUGACGGCGGCGGAGGAGGAGGAGGAGCCCGCCUCUCCGGAGACGACGCCGGGCUACGUCCCCGACACGUCCUGGGACCUCCAGGUGGGCGUUCUCAAACCCCACCUGCUGCUGGGUUCUCAGGACGCGGCGCACGACUUUGCCACUCUGAGGAAGCACCAGGUGUCUCACAUCCUCAACGUGGCGUCCGGGGUGGAAAACGCCUUUCCCGAUCUUUUCGUCUACAAGACGCAGAGCAUCCCCGAGCGCCCGGACGCGCUUCUGCUUCCGCACCUGGACGAAUGCUGUCGCUUCAUCCAGCAGGCUAGACGCGAGAAAGGCGUGGUGUUGGUCCACAGCAACGCGGGCGUGUCCCGAGGCCCGGCGGUGGUCGUGGGCUACCUGAUGCGGCACGAGCGCCACUCCUUGGAGGCGGCCCUGGCGUGCGUGCGCGCCGCCCGGCCCGCCGCCCGCCCCGAUCCGGCCCUCCUGCUCCAGCUCCGCCAGCUCGGCGACUCGGACGCCGCCCGAAGCCCGGAGUGAUGAGACGCACUUUGCGCUCUGACGCCUUCACGGACAUUUAGGAAAGAGUACCCUCUGGUGGCAAAAGUUGUAACCGCACCGGCAAAAGCUCCCGAGUCCUACCACGUACUGCUCAUUAUUAGAGGUGGGACUCGAUGAACAAAACAAAACAAAAAUCAUCCGAUUCAUUUGCAACAUUGUUAUGAAUUGAUCUUGAUUCAUCGAACGAUACUAUCCCCCCCAAAAUGAAUAUAUAUAUCUACAGGGGUUGGGCAAAAUAAUGGAAACCUUUAAAAACGAAUUGGGUCCGCCUUUUGUGGCAAUUACAUCCUCAAUUCUCCAAGGUAUUGAUUUAUACAACUUGUGAACUGUUUCCAAUGAAGCCAUUCUUUACUCUUUUGGCGGUGGAAAUGGACGUCUUUAUUGAAUCUCUAAAACUGACCAUAAAUGCUCAAUAAUGUUGAGGUGUGCCAGCCCAUGAGAUGUUCAACUUCAUUAAAAUGUUCCUUAUGCCAUUUUUUAACAAUUAUAUUCAACAAUUAUGAAGCCAAAAUGUUAGGUGUUUCCAUUAUUUUGUCCAACCCCUGUGUGUGUGUGUGUGUGUGUGUAUAUAUACAGUGCCUUGCAAAAGUA
Molecule: messenger RNA, 1423 nt
Organism: Corythoichthys intestinalis (scribbled pipefish)
Lineage: Eukaryota; Metazoa; Chordata; Actinopteri; Syngnathiformes; Syngnathidae
Gene: dusp19a
Product: dual specificity phosphatase 19a
Exons: 5
Coding region: 173-811 (212 amino acids)
Biological process (GO): regulation of MAP kinase activity; protein dephosphorylation
Cellular component (GO): cytoplasm
Molecular function (GO): JUN kinase phosphatase activity
Source: RefSeq, a predicted model, not a curated record